AUGCCUAUGAAUGCAUAUUUAGUUUUAGUUUGUGUAGCCUUUGGCGUUAGAAAUUGUCUUGAUGGGAUGUGUGGUUUAUUUAUCUUGUGUUUACGUAGAAUCUGCAAAGGUGUCCAUUGCAUUUGUAAAAUCUGGAAAGGUACUUGGCUUUCAAUCACUCCUACAUUGAAGUCUGUUCAUUCCAAAGGCAAUCAGCUUUCUGUCCCUAAGUCAAAGUUGAGGAUGAAUCAUCCUAAUCUCGUAUUGAACUCGCAUAAGCCAUAUUUUUUGUCAGCAGAAUAUAAAGAAACUAGGUACUUAGAUCCUUCUUCUUGUUAUCUAAAGCUGUUGUCCGUCACAAAUAAACUAGACUUUCGGCUGGCAAAAGUCUCCUCAUCAACCUCAGUUUACAGGGAAUCUCACGCAAGAAUACUAAACAAUCUUUAUGUGGUGAGGUCUUUUCCCAAGUAUUGCUCGAUAACAUUAGAUAUCAGAGUUUUAUCGAGUCAAAUCAUUAAUUUUUGUAGUUUGGCUAACUUCUUCUAUAAACAUCCCAAAGGUCGUGAGGUUCAUGCAGGGCCAUUGGAUGAUGAAUCCCAUGACCAUGAUUUUGUGAGAAAGGUUCUGAGAAGACCUACAAGGGAAGACUGUCGGCAUGAAGCAGCAGAGAAGAUGCUGAGGAGCGUUCUUCAACAACGAAGAUUGAUAAAAUUCCUUCCUUUUGGUUUUCUCUUCUCUUUUCUCCUUCAAAUGCUUAUCCCCACUUUACAUGUGGUUUGUGGGGUUGCAAGAAAAUUUAUUAAAUUGAUUUGUCUGCUAAAGUCCCAUUUCUUAAAGUCUUAA
Messenger RNA from Sphenostylis stenocarpa, 822 nucleotides. The record is from the annotation of a GenBank genome assembly. Lineage: Eukaryota; Viridiplantae; Streptophyta; Magnoliopsida; Fabales; Fabaceae.